AUGCACGGCUGUUCUUCUAACGAUAUUUCUUUGCCAUUAGUAAGAUUGAUUGCACCUGAACUCGUUGCAUCAAAUGGAGAUAGAACUUUUGAUAAGCAACACUAUCCUGGCAAUCGUAUGAUUGCCAAUUGGAGAAAUCGAUUUCUAGGUAAACGCGAAGCUUUAGAAGGAAACGAAUGGCGUGUAGCAGAAGCCGCUUUGAAAGGCAUCAUGGAAGUCGGAAAAGAAGAACGCUGCGAUCAGAAAGUUUAUUGUGUCCGUCUCUAUACGCGCAGUGUUUUUGUUAAUCGGGUGACAAAUCAAGCGCUUCGUAACAAUGAUGAAAGUAAAGCGGAAGCAUUGGUACCCUUUUGUUACUUACUGAGACAACAUAUUUACUCACCUUCGUUACCUGUGUACCGCGGAACAAUGUUUCGAGGUUGUCAAUUAGAGACAUCUAUGAUUGAUCAGUAUCGAGAAAUGGUUGGGAGAGAAACUGUAAGUUGGCUCGGUUUUACUUCGACGAGCAAAUCUCUGAAAAUCGCAAAAGCAUUCGGCUGUAAUACAAUUUUCGUUAUUGAUCUAAGCGAAUUUACUGAACGAUUUCGCUAUGGUCGACCGGUGGAUAUAUCAAGUAUGAGUAUGUUUCCGGAUGAAGAUGAAGUUCUUCUCCCUGCUGGGUUUGGAUUCACAGUGAAGAAAGUUGAACAGAAUCUGAAUGAUAAUCUCACUUACAUUGACAUUUGUGGUAUAGCAUGUUGA
Molecule: messenger RNA, 741 nt
Organism: Adineta ricciae
Lineage: Eukaryota; Metazoa; Rotifera; Eurotatoria; Adinetida; Adinetidae
Source: the annotation of a GenBank genome assembly